This is a messenger RNA of Drosophila hydei, 968 nucleotides long. RefSeq names its product mediator of RNA polymerase II transcription subunit 4 (gene MED4). NCBI's taxonomy places the organism in Eukaryota, Metazoa, Arthropoda, Insecta, Diptera, Drosophilidae. The record is from RefSeq and is a predicted model, not a curated record. Gene Ontology annotation, biological process: regulation of transcription by RNA polymerase II. The coding region runs from base 105 to 890 and encodes 261 amino acids. The transcript is spliced from 2 exons. Gene Ontology annotation, cellular component: mediator complex; core mediator complex. Gene Ontology annotation, molecular function: transcription coregulator activity.
AUGGCAUCGAUACCUCAGUUGGUCUUGCCAAUACUUUCGGCAUUUUGAUAUAAAAAUACAAAAUAUUAAAAACAAUAAGAAAAAUAAUACUGUAGGCAACAAUCAUGUCGUUUCAUUUAAGUACUAAGGAGCGAUUACUAUUGCUAAUUGAUGACAUUGAAAUGAUAUCUAAAGAAUUAAUAGAACAAGCUCAUCAAAAAAUAUCUAGUACCGAAUUGGCGGACUUACUCGACUUGUUGGUUUCCAAAGAUGAGGAGUUUAGAAAAAUGUUGGAGUUAGCAGAGGAGCAAGCUAAGGUGGAGGAGGCAAUGGACAAACUACGUGCUAAUGUUGAAAUACAUGAUCGCGAAAUACAAAAACUACAAAAAUCGCUGAAAGACGCUGAGCUCAUACUUUCUACAGCCAUAUUUCAGGCACGCCAGAAGUUGGCAAGUAUUAAUCAGGCCAAUAAGCGCCCGGUGUCAUCGGAGGAACUUAUCAAGUACGCUCACCGCAUUAGUUCAGCAAACGCAGUCAGCGCUCCAUUGACGUGGUGCAUUGGCGAUCUUAGACGACCAUAUCCUACAGACAUUGAAAUGCGCAACGGAUUAUUGGGUAAAUCUGAGCAAAAUAUUAACGGUGGACUUGUCACGCAUCAAAAUAGCACCAUUCAGUCAGACGCCCAACGUAAUUUAAGCGGUACUGGCGGCAGUGGUGCUGGCAGCGGAAAUGAAGUACCGAACGCAUUCCAAAACCAAUUCAGUUGGAAUCUUGGGGAACUGCACAUGAUGGGUGCAUCUGGCAACUCUGUGGCACUGGAAACACGAGCACACAAAGAAUCUUCAGCACAGGACGAUGUUGAGGUCAUGUCCACAGACAGCUCAAGUUCUAGUUCAAGUGAUUCCCAAUAGGUGCACAAAUAGUAGUAGUGUAGUAACUAAGACAGAGUUUUAUACAUAUACAUAAAAAUUAAAAAACAAAUUUAUUUA